Seriola dumerili (greater amberjack) is the source of this 3013-nucleotide messenger RNA. It is a transcript of the gene fbln2, whose product is annotated as fibulin-2-like. Gene Ontology annotation, cellular component: extracellular region. The record is from RefSeq and is a predicted model, not a curated record. The coding region runs from base 1 to 2439 and encodes 812 amino acids. Lineage: Eukaryota; Metazoa; Chordata; Actinopteri; Carangiformes; Carangidae. Gene Ontology annotation, biological process: extracellular matrix organization. Gene Ontology annotation, molecular function: peptidase activator activity; calcium ion binding. The transcript is spliced from 16 exons.
AUGGGGAAGCUGACGAGCUCUCGGCGCUCUAUAGUGCCAAGCGGCAGCAGCAGCAGCAGCUUGCCUCACAGUGUGUUCUUCCACCAGCUGAGACCCAUGCAAAGCAUCCAGGCUUGCUGUUACUCACUCUGCAGUGGGGGGCCAUUUCAGGCUCUGUGGGACCAGCAGAGUAGCGAAGAAUGUCCAGGUGUCUCUGCUGAAGACCUGCUGCAGAGGUGCUGUGCUGCUGGCCAGAGAUUGGCCACUGAAAACCUCCACUGCAACCACAUGCCUCUACUGAGCAGUGACAAUCACUCCAUAUGCAGCUCACUGAAAGAGAGCCAGUGUGAGUCAGGUAUGACUUCAGCCAGAAGAGGGGACGCCUGUGAAGUGGAUCAGGAGGAUCAGUGCACAGAUGACUCCUACCAGGUGUGCUGCAGCUGCUGUGCCCUCGGUUUACGGAUGCGCGGUGAAGGAUGGGACUGCGAUGGCCACCAGUACCUGGGCGACCCGUGUGCUCACGUCUUCUUCACCUGCUGCAAGGAAGAGGAAGGUCCGAGCCAGAUCCCACUGAAGAGAAAGCAGAAACCCAGACCAACUGCUGUGCCGAGAAGAGUUUCAGAAGGGAAGUACCCCAAGGAGGCCCUCUCCAUCAGUGCCACAGAUGAAGCUGCCAAUGUGGUGCAGGAGCACGAGGAUGUAGAUGAGUGUCAGCUGUAUGCAGGCCAGCUGUGCCAACACAAAUGCAUCAACAUCUGGGGCUCCUACCGCUGUGAAUGCCACCAGGGCUAUGUCCUGCAGCAAGACAGACACUCGUGUGCACCAGUGAGUCCUGAUGAGGACAACAGAGUCAGAGAGGACACUCCUGCUGUGGUCCCAACACAAACCACUGCUACCGCUACCAUCACGACCAGUACUACCAGCACCAGCCCCGCCCGCCUCAAUCCAUGUGCAGAAAAUGGUCCUUGCAGUCAGCAGUGUAUGGUGGUGGCAGGCCAGGCUCGCUGCUCCUGCUUCCCAGGCUUCUCACUGAUGACAGAUGGACACAAGUGUGAAGAUGUGGAUGAAUGCGUGACCAACACCCACAGCUGUGGAGCCAGUGAGCGCUGUGUGAACACAGUGGGUUCAUUUGUAUGCGAGCUGCAGGUCACUUGUCCUGCAGGCUACCAGCGGAGGAACAGUGUUUGCGAAGAUGUUGAUGAAUGUGUGCUGCGAACCCAUAACUGUGGAGUGGGCUUUGUGUGUGAGAACACAGUGGGCUCUUUCCUGUGUAAUCCCAAACAUAAGUGCAUCAGCGGCUUCACACAGGACUCUCAUGGCAACUGUAUUGACAUAAAUGAGUGCAACAGCCUGAGUGAGCCGUGCAGCUCAGGCUUUAACUGUAUCAACACAGUGGGCUCCUAUACGUGCCAGCAGAAGAUCAUAAAGUGCAGCCAUGGAUACCACGCCAGCCCCGAUGGAGCCAAGUGUGUCGACAUUGAUGAGUGUCAGAUGGGGACACACCGCUGUGGAGUGGGCCAGAUCUGUCACAACCUCCCUGGCAGCUACCGCUGUGAUUGUCAGACGGGCUACCAGUAUGAUGCUCUCCGCAAAGGCUGCACUGAUGUAAAUGAGUGCUGGCGCUAUCCUGGCAGGCUGUGUGCCCAGACCUGUGAAAACACCCCAGGCUCCUACCACUGCUCAUGCACAGCUGGCUUCUCUCUCGCAUUUGAUGGCAAGAACUGUGAAGAUGUUAAUGAAUGUGAUAAAAAUCCCUGUAGCCAGGAGUGCGCCAACAUCUACGGCUCUUAUCAAUGCUACUGUCGCCAAGGCUACUACCUGAAAGAGGACGGACACACCUGUGAAGAUAUUGACGAGUGCUCUCAGAGCAUCGGGAAUCUCUGUUCCUUCCAGUGUGUUAACGUUGCAGGCAGCUACCAGUGUGCCUGUCCUCCUCAGGGAUACACCAUGUCGGCCAACGGACGCACCUGCAGAGAUAUUGACGAGUGCACAUCUGGCAGCCACAACUGUUCAUAUGGACAGACCUGUUUCAACCUGCAGGGAGGCUUCAGAUGUCUCUCCUUCGAAUGUCCUCAAAACUACAAGAAGGUGUCAGACACACGCUGUGAGCGGAUCAGCUGUCCCAGCAACUCCGUAGACUGUCACAACUCUCCUGUGCGAAUCACAUACUACCAGCUCAGCUUCCAGACCAACAUCAUCAUUCCAGCACAGAUCUUUCGAAUCGGACCUUCCCCCGCUUACUCUGGCGACCACAUCGUCAUCGGCAUCACCAAGGGCAACGAGGAGGGCUACUUCAACACCAGGAAGCUAAACAGCUUCACGGGUGCUGUCUACCUGCAGAGACAGGUUCGUGAGCCCAAAGACUUCCUAAUAGACGUGGAGAUGAAGCUGCUGAGGCAGGGCACGUUCACCUCGUUCCUUGCAAGGAUCUAUGUCUUCAUCACAACCAGCACUGUGUAAACCCAAACCGAUUGAGGAAGAGACUAUUUCGUAUGGUGCUAAAUGUUUUAUACAUGUGCAGACUCUUUAGGUGAUGCCUCCCCACAUUCAAACAUAUUCAAGGUUCUUGUAAAAUGUUUUCAAACUGGUUUUCUGCUUGUUUCUCUGCAGACAUGCUACAACAAUCAUAUUUCCUGAGAAACCUUGUAUAUGUAUGUACCUAUGUAUUUUACAGCUUGACUCUUGCUCAUGUAAUUUAGCUUUGAUGCACCACUGUUACAAGAGUUUUACACAGUUUGUUCAUAUGGACAAAGUCCAAGUCUGGGUUGAUGGUUUGUGCUCUGCUCUACUCUCUACUCUUUUACCUCCCUGUAAAUUGUUAAUUUCAUGAGAAUUAUUCCUUAAAGUCUGAAGAUACCAUUAAACCAUCGAAGCACUAGAAGUUAAGGGCACUUGUCACUGUGUCGGCCCGAAAAUGACAAAAUGAACUGAAAGUUUAUUUUGAUUUGUUAGUGAAAUAAUUAGACUGGAGUGUAAAAAGAAAGUUUUAUAUUUUUCCUUUAACCUCUGAACAGUUUGUUUACCACCAAUUAGG